AAUUUUCUAAAGUAAUGCAAAUGCAAAGUAGAAUGGCCAAAAGACUGCAAAAGGACUUGGAGUAGAUGCAAAAGUCAUACACAGACCAAUUCAAUGUGAGAAUGCCUAAUAAUGAUAUUAAACAUUGGAUUGUAGCAUUUGAAGGUGCUAAGGGAACAUUGUAUCAAGGAGAGAAAUUCGAGUAAUAUAAUUUAAAUAAAUUAGAUUGCAAUUCAAGUUUUCAAAUGAAUAUGUAGAAAUACUUAUACUUAUUUAGCUCUUUUUUUCUUUGAAAUUAGCCAAUCGAAUCUCCUGAAGUAAUAUAAUUCUGAUUAAAUAGGUAAUCUUUAUUGGCAAACCACCAGAACAUGAGCACAUCUAUUCCAAUGGAUUCAUUUGCUUAUCAAUAUUAUUUGAUGGUACUUCUGACGCAUAAUAUAUUUUUAGAAUGGUCAGCAGCCCUUA
Messenger RNA from Paramecium octaurelia, 444 nucleotides. The record is from the annotation of a GenBank genome assembly. Lineage: Eukaryota; Ciliophora; Oligohymenophorea; Peniculida; Parameciidae.